This is a messenger RNA of Brassica napus (rape), 3444 nucleotides long. RefSeq lists its product as uncharacterized. NCBI's taxonomy places the organism in Eukaryota, Viridiplantae, Streptophyta, Magnoliopsida, Brassicales, Brassicaceae. The record is from RefSeq and is a predicted model, not a curated record. Bases 1729 to 2841 code for a protein of 370 amino acids. The transcript is spliced from 4 exons.
UAUUAAUAAAUAAUAAAAUAAUUUAAAUCAGUUAUUUCAAUAAUGAAAAUAAUAACAUCAUUUAGAAAUUGAUAUAGACCAACACUCUAAACACCAAACCCUAUUCCCUAUACCACAAAUCCAAACUCUAUAUUAUAAUAAAUUUUUUUUUUUUAGUCUCAAAUCUUAAGUUUAAAUUCAAAUUCUAAUAUAUUUUAAAAAAAAAUUAAAUGAAAUACUAAAUCAAAACCUCAAACCCUAAACUAUAAACCUCUAUAUAUCAUACCCCAAAUUAAUCAUAUAACCUAAUCUCUGACUAAAAAAAUUUAAACUCUAAUCUUUUUAUUAUUUAACUUGAAAUCUUAAAUUUAAUCUUAAAGUCUAAUAUUAAAUCUUAAAUCUAAACACAAAACACUAUAUUCCAAACCCUAAAUUUAAUCAAUUCACAAUUCACUCUCAAAUCUUAAACUCCAAACUUCAAACACCAUACUCCAAACUUAAACUUUAUACCUCAAACCAUAAAACCUAAACUUUAAAGUUUAUAUCUAAUCUAAAACUAUAUACUUAAUUCAAAUAUUCAAAACCAUAAUUCUAUAGGCUAAACUCUAUUUUCAUAACCCAUAAUUCCAAUUCAUAUACCCCAAACAUUAAUAACAAAAUUUAAAUUUUAAAAUUUUAAAUUCAAAUAUAAAAUUAAAAUUUUCAAAAUACAAAUUGUGAAAUCUAAAUCUUUGAAUUUUGUCUCAAAAUAAUUUAUGGGCAUUACAAUUCUACCAUUAAUACUUUGAGUAUUAAAACAAAAAUAGAAAAGUAAUUAUACAAAUUUGAUUGGUCAAAACAAACGGACAAAAUGAUCUACUUCAUGUUCGCCCUAAUAUUCUCUCAACUUUCUCGCCGCCGUAAAAGUUUGUGACCGAAGAUCUCCGCUUCUCCGGUGGCUAGGCUUUCUGCCGACGCCGGAGAAGGCCCCCUUUGCUUCUACGGAUCUACUUCGCGAAAUUUUCCUCAUCUUCAGAACUUCUUCUUUUUUGAGGUUUGGCGGAUGAGACCUGCUCGUAUUUUUUGUGGCUGCCUGUGGUCGAGGGGUGGUGGGUCGCUGUCAAUUUAUGGUGGGUUCCUGUUGAUGGUCUCAAUUUCACCUUUCCUUGUGGGUGGUAGCAGAUCUGGUGGAGUCUGCUUUUUGAUGGUAUUUGCGCCGGUUCUCUGAUCGUGUGGUGGUAUGCAGUCUUCUGAUUUUGUUGGGUUCUGGUCUGGCCUCUCCUCGGUUCUCGCCUGCGGGUUGGGGUUCGUUGGCGUCUGGUGAGGGCAAUGCCUUUGUGCUACUAUACCUAUUAUUGGUAAGUUCAGAUUCCUGUCGGGUGUGUUUCUUUAUGAAACUGUAGGAAUGGAGUCGUUUCCUUGGAUCAAACGCUGGGAAGACACGAAAGGGUUCAAAAAAAUCUAUUAUGGACCCAUGUGUAUUUUUGUUUAAAAAUUAAAAAAAAAAUCAAAAAUAGGAAAAAAAUAUUAAGUAACCAAGAAACUUCAACUUAUUUACAAACCCAAUCACUGAAACCCAUUAACCCGAUCCGACCCAACUUGAAAACCCUAAAUUCCCAAUUUUAUCUUUUCCCACUCACGAUUUCAGACUCUCUCUCCCAUAACCACCACGAUUUUAAACUCCCAUCUCUGAUCAAACUUAGAUUCAAGCACAAUCAUCUCUAAACAACAAUCCCCAUCUCCAAUUUCGUAUUCAAUUUCGUGUGUGCAAUGUCGCCAAAAUCUCGGCUCGCCAAGAUGAAAGAAAAAACGGAAGCGUCGGAGAAGAAGAAGAACGCCGACGUGAAAAGAAGAAAAGGAGCGGCAGCGAAAAGGAGAGCCGCCAUUAAGAAAAAGAGAGAAGCGGCGAAGAGGAGUGAAACCACAGAGAAGAAGAGGAAGCGAGACAGUGGUCUGGACGGUGGGUCCUCGUCGAAUCCAACCAAGAGGACUCGGAACCGUGUGAGAGAAACCGCAGCAUCUCCACCGGAACAUCAAGGCGUUCAUGCCCCCACACCAGCAGCAGAAUUGCCUUCUCAGGGCGAUAGCGAGGGUACACCAUGCCCAAUGAUUCCGAGUCAGCCACAAAAAUCGCCAACACCAACUCAUGCAGCGAGUGAGGCCGAGAAUCAACAACAACCUCGAGUAACCUCAGGCUCUUCCACAAAGAGUCCUUCACAUCGUGUAGACGAGCAGAACGGUGAGGAGAUUGGAUCUAACAACAGAGAUUCAAACGCACCCGAGGUUGCCGUUGAUAAUGACGCUCCAAGAACGGUUGAGAGGGAUGAUAUGACCGUAGAAGCUGCCAGACCUGCUGGUUUUUUCUUCAAACCGAGCGACUAUGGAAAGGGUUGCAAGCUCUCCUCAAGGUGCCAUCAACAUGAUUUUCUGAAGACGAUUAAAAAGUUAGAGGCCUCAGAGAAGAGUUGGUUUCAAGAUCAUCCUCAGUUCAAGCAUAUAUUCCACAUGGAUUGUACCCCAACAAGAAAAGUGAUGGGAUUUUGGAUGUUGCUACUUCGUACUAUGCAUACAGGAAAGGGUCGACAAGCUUGGUUUGGGGUAAACGGUGUUCCAAUUAGAUACUCCAUCAGGGAACAUAGUCUCCUCUCUGGUUUAUACUGCCACUCAUAUCCAGAAAACUAUCCGAGCAUAGGGAGCAUGAAGUUUGCGAGAAAGUAUUUUAAGGUAAAGAAGACAAAGGAUGGGAAGGAAAAGGGUCUGCAAGUGACAGAAGCGGAUGUCUUAGAGAAACUUCAGAAGAUGAAGUUUGAUGGUAGUGGCGAUCGUCUGAGGAUGGUGGUUCUUUACUUUUUGGCUAGAGUUUUAAGAGGAAGGUCAAAAUGAGGAUACUUCAUUGAGUAUUUCAUUCUCCAAGCAGCAGAAGAUCUGGAGUUUUGCACCGAAUUUCCAUGGGGCCGUUACACAUUUGAUGAUUGCAUGAAGGAGAUUUUUCAUGUGAGGGAUCAGUUUCGUGAUGGGAUCCCAAAGAAGGCACAGUGGGUAUUUCCUGGGUUUAUCAACCCGUUGGAGAUAUUAGCAUUUGAAUGUAUCUCUGUCCUUAGAGAUAGAUUCAGAGAGCCUGUUCCAAACUGUCCUGAUGGUUGUCCAAGAAUGUGGAAAUGGAAGUUCAAGAGGACCGGAACAACAGGAUUUCCACUUGACAUGAUUUAUCGGACGCUAGGAAACACAAAGGAGAUUAUCAGUAUUUUGCAAUCACUGCCACUUUCUUCGUUUUCACCAAUCAAUGGUGGAAACUUCUUCUUUCUCUUCCUCCGAUAUUCUCCGGCAGACGGGAACCUAGUAACUUGUAGUCUUCCUUUUUUUUUUUUCUCUACAUACGGAGGGAAGACAACCUGAGAUCGGAUUUCCUCAGGAAUUUCAGAACUUUCCCAUGUUGAAUGAUGAGGCACUGGAUAUAUUGUCCUGUAAUAUGCCAAAGUCCACUGC